This is a messenger RNA of Adineta steineri, 2019 nucleotides long. Lineage: Eukaryota; Metazoa; Rotifera; Eurotatoria; Adinetida; Adinetidae. The record is from the annotation of a GenBank genome assembly.
AUGAGCCAAAACAAAGUAUCUACAGGUAAUAGUUUCUCAAAUGGAGGAAAAUCAAGACAAGUAAUUGCUCCAACCAAAGGUAAAACAGUAACGAAACAAAAAACACUCACUGGUUCAUCAUCAUCAUCACCUAUUCCUACUGCCACGCCAGCUGAUGUUGUUGAAGAUGCUUCUGAUUUGCAAAACUAUACUAUCUUCUGGUUAGAUUCAAACAUUACGCUAGACAACAGUGAUUGUCUUAAUACAAUCACACAGUUACAAUCUAUAGGUUAUACUGUUCGUGUGUUUGAUGAUGCUAAUGAAUGUAUUAAUAUUCUGAAUAAGAUUAAAAAGCAGAAAGUAUUACUGGUAGUAUCUGAUGAACUUGGUCAAAAUAUUCUACCUCGUAUUCAUGAUAUGCAUCAACUCGCAACAGUCUUCGUAUUUUGUAACAGCGAAUCAAACGAUGAAUCGUGGACGAAAGAUUGGAUUAAAGUACAAGGUACUUAUACAAAUAUUAACGAUCUUUGUGAAUCAAUACAACAAAUAAUACGUCAAUACGAUGAAGAUUCUAUAAAUAUUAGUCUUAUUUCCACAAAUGAUACAUCUGAUGGUCAAAAUUUAAAUCAACUUGAUCAAUCAUUUAUGUAUACACAAUUAAUGAAAGAAAUUCUUCUUGAGCUCCCAUAUGAUGAUAAAAAUAUUAAAGAAUUAGUUACUUAUUAUAGUGAUAAAUAUUCUAGUAACGAAAAUGAAUUGAAAAAUAUUAAAAAGUUUCAAGAUGAAUAUGUCAGUAAAACGCCUAUAUGGUGGUAUACUUAUGAAUGCUUUAUUUAUCAUCAGCUUAAUUGGGGUCUUCGAGAACAAGAAGUUGAUGUUAUUAUUAGAAUGGGUUUUUUUAUUUCUGAUUUACUGCAAUUUAUUGAAGAACUUCAUAAAAAACAAGCAAACGAUUUUCAAAACGAAUUUACAGUCUAUCGUGGUCAAAGUAUAUUACCAGAAAAAUUUGAAAAAAUGAAAAAAACAAUUGGUGGAUUGAUAUCGUUUAAUAAUUUCUUAUCAACAAGUUUAAAUAAAGAUGUUGCUGUGAGAUUUGCCAACAAUGCUUUGAAAGAUCCUUCGUAUGUGGCUAUUAUAUUCAUCAUUACUAUUAAUCCAUCAAUCUCAUCGACUCCUUAUGCAUGUAUUGAUAAAUUUAGUUACUAUGAAGCUGAAAAAGAAAUUUUAUUCUCAAUGCCUACUAUUUUUCAUAUAAGUGAUAUAAAACCAAGUGGUAUUAACAAUCGACUUUGGAAUGUUCAUCUUACAUCGACGGGUAAGAGUGAUGAACAGAUUAUUAAUCUAAUGAAACAUAUGCGAGAAGAAAUUCAAGGUUCAUCACCAUUAUAUCAAUUAGGUGCGUUAAUGAUAAAACUUGGUGAAUUUGAUAAAGCUGAAGAAGUAUAUAUUAAUCUUCUUAAACAUACAUUUGAUGAACGUGAAAAAGGUAAUAUCUAUUAUCAACUUGGACAGAUCAAAGACAGUCAAGAAUUGCACGAUAAAGCACUUGAUUACUAUCAACAAGCAUUAACAAUUUAUGAAGAUAAACUUUCUCCAAAUCAUUCUAACAUAGCUACAUGUUACAAUAAUAUUGGUUUGACAUACGAUAAUAUGGGUGAUUAUCAAAAAGCACUUCCAUUUUACGAAAAAGCACUAGAUAUCUAUCAGAAAACUCUUGAUGCUAAUCAUCGAAAUAUAGCUUCACCUUCCAGUAGUAUUGGUUUAAUAUAUAACACUAUGGGUGAAUAUCAGAAAGCACUUUCUUAUUGUAUAACAGCACAUGAAAUUUUUCAAACAAGUCUUUCAUCAAAUCAUCCACUACUAGCUACUUCAUACAGUAAUAUUGGUACAGUAUAUCAGAAUUUGAAAAAUUAUCCAGAAGCGAUAUCAUCAUAUAAACGUGCACUUGAAAUUGGACAAUCAGCAUUACCACCUACUCAUCCAGAUCUUGCCGUAUAUAGACAUAAUCUUGAAUCUAUAUCAAAAAAAGACUCAAACUAA